ACACUGUAAUUGAGGAUCAAAGCUCAGUGUUUCUGCUUCUCAAUCGGUACAUGAGCUGUUCAGCUGCAGAAGGCACAAGUGGCAGGAAGCAUCUCAUCUAGACAUUUUGUCAUUGAGGAAAAGCGAAAAGGGAAGGCUUUCGUAAGCAGCACAAAGCUGAAGAUGGAUGUUAAGAGCAUGAAAAACUAUCUCUAUUGGCUAUUCUGCCAGUUUGAACUAAUCACCUGCAGCUAUCUGAUGGAGCCCUGGGAAAAAGUGCUCUUCUACACCUUUAACAUCACAAUGUUAUUUAUGUUGUUGUACACUGCUUACAUCUUUGUCUCUGCCCACGUCAGCUCGGCUUUUCGAUUCUUCUUGCACUUGUUUGGAAACCAACAGGAAAACACUGUUUCUGUCGUGAAGUAA
Colius striatus (speckled mousebird) is the source of this 405-nucleotide messenger RNA. RefSeq names its product serine palmitoyltransferase small subunit B. NCBI's taxonomy places the organism in Eukaryota, Metazoa, Chordata, Aves, Coliiformes, Coliidae. The record is from RefSeq and is a predicted model, not a curated record. Gene Ontology annotation, cellular component: serine palmitoyltransferase complex. The transcript is spliced from 2 exons. Gene Ontology annotation, molecular function: serine C-palmitoyltransferase activity. Gene Ontology annotation, biological process: endoplasmic reticulum organization; ceramide biosynthetic process. Bases 163 to 405 code for a protein of 80 amino acids.